Messenger RNA from Fusarium keratoplasticum, 1578 nucleotides. RefSeq lists its product as uncharacterized. The transcript has 4 exons. Gene Ontology annotation, molecular function: transmembrane transporter activity. Gene Ontology annotation, biological process: transmembrane transport. Bases 1 to 1578 code for a protein of 525 amino acids. The record is from RefSeq and is a predicted model, not a curated record. Lineage: Eukaryota; Fungi; Ascomycota; Sordariomycetes; Hypocreales; Nectriaceae.
AUGGGUGUCUUCCAGCUGACCGGUUCUCGCGACCCGGAUGCAUUCCCUGCCAUGCAACUCUUUCUCCUCGCAAUUGUCCGAUUGGCAGAACCCAUUGCCUUGACAUCCAUCUUUCCCUACGCCUGGGCUCUUGUCAAGGACUUUCAGAUUGGCGACGAAUCCCAAGCCUCGGUCUACUCAGGAAUCCUCAUCUCAGCCUUCUCUCUCGCCGAGGCUGCCAUGGGAAUGUACUGGGGUGCUCUCUCUGACCGAAUAGGGCGCAAGCCUGUGCUUAUCAUCGGGUCUGGGGGUACUAUCAUUUCGAUGUUGACCGUAGGACUCGCAUCAAACUUCUGGGUUGCUCUGUUUGGACGGUGCCUGGGUGGUUUGCUCAACGGUAACAUCGGUGUUAUCCAAACAAUGGUAGGCGAGCUUAUUAGAAAGCGAGAGCAUGAGCCUCGCGCAUUCUCCAUUAUGCCCUUCGUAUGGAGUAUCGGUACUAUUAUCGGUCCUUCGAUAGGAGGACUGUUUGCGAACCCCCACCAGUCGUGGCCCGAGACGUUCCCCACCGGCAGCCUGUUCCAGCGAUUCCCAUAUCUGCUCCCCAACCUCAUCUGCUCCGGACUGCUUCUCGUGAGCAUUGUGCUAGGUUUCUUCCUUCUUGUGGAAACCCACCCUGAUAUGCAGCCCAAGCCCGUCCAGCCUGCUGAGCCUGAAAACGAUGUCACAGAGGAGACUGCUCUGAUCCCCACUACGGAUGCCCAGCCCGAGACAUAUGGUGCUAUCGAGACCCCCAGCGAGGAUUGGGACCCCCUGCUUGUCGAGGAUGAGAAGGAGGUGCCCGUGUCCUCUUUCAAGGUCUGGAACCGCCGUGUUGUUGGUUUCAUCGUCGCCUUGUCCAUCUUCACCUACCACUCCAUGACGUUUGAUCAUCUCUUGCCCAUCUUUUUCGAAGAGAAGCGCGCAGUUGCCAUCGAAAUGCUCCACUCUGCCUCCAUCUUCCCAUUCUACUCUCCCGGCGGCCUGGGACUGACUCUUCGCAACGUGGGCAUGAUCUUGGCUGUGGAUGGCGGCAUCGCCCUGUGCAUCCAGCUCUUCAUCUUCCCCUGGGCGGCUAACAAGUUUGGCACCUACCGCCUGUUCAUCGCCGUCACUAUUCUCCACCCCAUCGCCUAUAUGCUAAUGCCGAUGCUUCUUCUCGUCCCUGAGGCUCUCGUCUACCCUGCCAUCUACUGUUGCCUCAUCGUCCGCAACAUUCUCUCCAUCAUCCUCUACCCCCUCCUCAUGAUCCUCAUCAAGGAGGCCACUCCCGCCCCUAGCGCCCUGGGUAAGGUCAACGGACUUGCUGCUAGUGCCGGCGCAGCCUGCCGAAUGAUCGCUCCUCCCAUCGCCGGCUACCUCUGGAGCUUGGGCAGCAAGUUUGACUGCUCUGCCCUUGCCUGGUAUGGAAGUGCCAUUGCUGCUGUUUUCGGAGCCAUCCAGUGUUUCUAUGUUCCCCGUCAGAAGAACGAGGAGCCUACCGAGGAGACUCCCUCUGUGCCUCACAAACAGAACACGACUGUCACUGUCACCGAGGUUGAGUUUUACGACUCGGAGUGA